AUGCUGGCCGGAUGGAGAGAGCUGUCCACAGGAAUAAGCGCUAUACUUUGUUGCCUCCUCUUCUUCUGGCUGCUGUACUCUCAUCCUCCCAAGGAAGGAAAAGAACUGGAAGUGGGUACCUGUGAAAUCACAGCACUGGACAGAGAUAUGAGCCAUCCCAAGAGGAUGAUUGCCAGGCAGACGGCACGGUGUGCCUGUAGAAGGGGCCAAGUCGCGGGGACAACUAAAGCAAAGCCUGCCUGUGUAGAUGCCCAGAUCAUUGUCAACAAGCAGUGGUGCGGGAUGGAGCCCUGUGAUGAUGGGGAACUCUGCACGUUGUUAAUAAAUCGUUCAGGCUGGAGCUGCACUAGGCAACUGGGACGAAUAAAGACGGUCACGGCAGAUGAUCCUGAGGUCAAUCUGUCCCAGUGGACCAUGGCUGGUGGGGACCGUAUUGUGGAAUUCCACAAGACUGAUGUUCAACAGGGGCCUUCAGCUUCCCGGGCUGCUUGA
This is a messenger RNA of Varanus komodoensis (Komodo dragon), 492 nucleotides long. Its product is annotated as chemokine-like protein TAFA-5. Bases 1 to 492 code for a protein of 163 amino acids. The record is from RefSeq and is a predicted model, not a curated record. NCBI's taxonomy places the organism in Eukaryota, Metazoa, Chordata, Lepidosauria, Squamata, Varanidae. The transcript is spliced from 5 exons.